Molecule: messenger RNA, 312 nt
Organism: Dovyalis caffra
Lineage: Eukaryota; Viridiplantae; Streptophyta; Magnoliopsida; Malpighiales; Salicaceae
Source: the annotation of a GenBank genome assembly
AUGGGCAGCAGUGAUAUGGAUAAAACAGGGAAAGAGAAGGAGGCCAAGACGCCAUCUGCUGCUUCUACACAGGAGCAGCCUUCAACUGCCAAUGCUGCCAAUGUAAAUCCUGACUGGUCCGGCUUUCAGGCAUAUUCUCCUAUACCUCCGCCUGGGUUCUUGGCAUCAAGUCCCCAAGCUCACCCAUAUAUGUGGGGGGUUCAGCGGGCCAUUUGGAAGAUAAAUGAGUUUACAGGUCAAAUGAACGCCUAUCAUGUCCCCGCCUGUUUUGAUGACCUUGAGACUGCUUGCACAACUGGUCUUGUUAAGUAG